Molecule: messenger RNA, 4983 nt
Organism: Spodoptera exigua (beet armyworm)
Lineage: Eukaryota; Metazoa; Arthropoda; Insecta; Lepidoptera; Noctuidae
Source: the annotation of a GenBank genome assembly
GUGAAGCAUGGAAGAGGGGUGUGCGUAUUUGCUCGGGCGGAUAACUGAAGAAAUUCUAUUUUCCAUCUGUUCUAUUUAAUUUUUUAGUUUUUCAUGACUUUACCAAUAACCAAAUAACGUUAUACUACCAAAUGAUUUUAAUUUUAUACCGCGAAGUGUUCCUUCCAUCUUAAAAUUUAUUUUAAUCACCACUGCGGUUGUUUGUACUGCUGUUUUUAUUGUUGAUAUUCUAAUUUCAUCGUUACUCUGUGCAAAUAUUUUUGAAAAUCUUAUCUAAAACGCAAGUGUAAUAGCGAAAGAGGUUUUAUUAAGCAAAACCGUAAAUUGUAUUCGAAAUAUUACAAAAAAAAAAAAAUAAUAUUAAAAAAUACAAAUUCAAACAUGUCUGACGGUCAUGGGGAGCCGAAUCAGCUGAAUUCGAGUCGGAAAGAAAGCGUCGCAGCAGCUAAUGUGCCUAGUGAUAGUCCUGUGACGGACCCUGGACAGGUGCGUGGCGGGAAUACUGAAGCUGGUGCGGCAGGAAAAUUCGAGGGCCAGCGCGGGAAAUCGGGCGCUUUGAAAAAAUCUGCUCGGUACCGAAGCAGAUCACUUUCGGCGUCUUCUGCAGAUUCCUACAGUUCCACUUCGUAUACUGGGUCUUCAUCAGACGAAGAUGAGGGUGUCCAGCCCCAUGAGAAGGCGAUUGCAGCUGGACAGCCAAACCCAGCGUAUUGCGUCCGUAAUAUUGAGCAGCAUGCCUUCGGGAGACGGGAGAUUGAGAUCGCUGAACAGGAGAUGCCGGGAAUCAUGGCUCUUCGAGCGAGGGCUAAGGAUGACAAGCCUUUGAAGGAUGCUAAGAUAGUAGGCUGUACUCACAUAAACGCUCAAACAGCAGUGCUGAUCGAGACGCUAGCAGCGCUGGGCGCGACCGUGCGCUGGGCUGCCUGUAACAUAUACAGCACGCAGAAUGAAGUGGCAGCCGCGUUGGCGCACGCUGGUUAUGCAAUUUUCGCUUGGCGCGGGGAGAGUGAAGAAGCGUUCUGGUGGUGUAUCGACCAGUGCUGCACUCCAACAGCCACGUGGACACCAAACAUGAUCCUCGAUGAUGGAGGUGAUGCCACCCAUCUUAUGUUGAAAAAACACGCCGCGGCCUUCAAACACAUUAAGGGUAUUGUAGAAGAGAGUGUGACGGGCGUCCACCGACUCUACCAGUUGAGUAAGGCGGGCAAACUGUGCGUGCCUGCUAUGAAUGUCAACGAUUCGGUCACUAAGACAAAGUUCGAUAACCUUUAUUCUUGCCGGGAAAGUAUAAUAGACGCGUUGAAGCGCAGCACUGAUCUGAUGUUUGGUGGUAAGCAGUCAGUCGUCUGCGGGUACGGUGAGGUUGGGAAGGGUUGCUGCCAGGCCCUGAAGGCCUUGGGAUGCGUCGUGUAUGUGACAGAGAUAGAUCCAAUAUGCGCCUUACAAGCUGCCAUGGAUGGGUUCAGAGUCGUCAAAUUAAAUGAGGUGAUAAGACAAGUGGACAUAGUGAUAACUGCGACGGGCAACAAGGGCGUGGUGACCCGCGAGCACAUGGAGCGCAUGAAGAACGGCUGCGUCGUCUGCAACAUGGGCCACAGCAACACCGAGGUCGACGUACACGCGCUGCGCACCCCCGACCUGCUCUGGGAGCGAGUGCGGAGCCAGGUGGACCACAUAAUAUGGCCAAAUGGCAAGCGCAUUGUACUCCUAGCGGAAGGUCGGCUGGCCAACCUAUGCUGUUCAUCAUUACCGUCGUUCGUGGUCUCCGUGACUGCAGCGACGCAGGCCCUCGCCCUCAUCGAGCUGUACAACGCACCGCAUCAUCGGUAUAAGGCUGACGUAUACCUAUUACCAAAGAAAAUGGACGAGUAUGUAGCCAGUCUACACCUUCCCACGUUCGAUGCCCAUCUGACGGAACUAACGGACGAACAGGCAAAAUAUUUAGGCUUAAAUAAAGUAGGCCCUUUUAAACCCAAUUACUAUAGGUACUAGCAUAGAAUAGCAUAUCGCAACAAUAACGACAGACGGUGAAUAAAAAUCGCCCCGCAGUCGCCACGCAGUUGCCACGCACUCGCCACGCAGUUGCGACGCAGGUAACGUUUAGUGUUUAGUAAGUUUGCUUUGUGUAUAAAAUUGUUUAGUUUGAGUGAUUGAGGUGUUUUGUAAUUUGUAUGUUGAUAGUAUUGUUUUAGCGGGGAUGUAGCGUUUUUAUUGCGUGGCAGACACGUUUUACAUGUAGUGUCCAGUCAACUGAUGGUAGCGGUGACUGUCCAGGCGUUACACGUACUUAGGUAUCGUCAUGAGCUAAUGUUCACAUGUAAAAAGCAGCUCAUGUAGUGUAGAUGUCCAGUCAACUGAUGCUGUCCAGGCCACAUGUAAAGGAAAAGCCGAACUGUUUGAUAUGCAUGUAAGAAAAUAAUGAUAAAGUACAGAAACAAUAUCCAUCGUUUGUCUACUAAGCCGACCAAUCGUAAUAAAAGCUAUAGCUAUAUUAAACACCAUAUAAUAUCGUUAUCAAUGCGACUUUUCAAGUUAUAUGUACUUUCUAUGAUUAUUUAGACACCACUCGCAUACGGUGAAGGAAAAUAUCGUGAGGAAACCUGAACUUAUAAUUAUAAGUUUGCAAUCGACAAUCUUCCUUGAGAAAGCGUGGUGAUUAAUGCUCAAACUUUCUCCGUGUGAGCAGAGGCCUUUGCUCAGCAGUGGGCACUUAUAGGCUGGUGAUGAUGAUGAUGAUGAUGAUGAUGAUGAUGAUGAUGAUGAUGAUGAUGAAUAGAUAGAUACUGUCUGACUAAAUCUUUAUUUUCUUAAUUGCAAACUAAAUAACUGGAAAACGCUACAUACCCGCUAAAAAAUGAGUGUAAAAAUUAUUUGAAAAAAGAGUUUUAAUCACAAAAAUAUAUCAAUUAUUAGCUUUGUACAGCUUUUAAAUGGAGUUCUGAAAUAUAGCUGAAUGAAGGAUUUAGAUAGUAGGUGUUCUGUUGGGAAUUCAAUUAAAAUAUAUAGUUUGGUACGAGAAGUAUAGAAAUUAUAGAUAAGUUCAUUAUUUGUCAUGGAUUCGGUAGUAAAUGGAGGGUAAAAUAUUGAUCUAAUAAUUAAAUCUAAGUAAUUAAAGUGUGGGAGAGCCAUGCUUCGGCACCGAAUGGGUCGGCUCGACCAGAGUGAUACCACGGCCUCACAGAAGACCGGCGUGAAACAACCAUAGCGUUGUGUUUCGCCGUGUGAGUAAGGUUACCGGAGGCCUAAUCCUUCCCCGCCCCCAAUCCCUCCUCAAUCCCUAAAUCUCCAAAUCCCUAAUCCCUAAAAGGUCGGCAACGCACUCGUAAAUUCUUCGUUGCGGAUGUUGGGAUUGGGGUAGGGGAAGGAUUGGUAAUAUGUACUUUCUGAUUGUAUUUAGACAUCAUUGAUAAAUGGUGAAGAAAAACAAGUUGCGGACACCAUUUUUGAGAAGGUAAAAUAAUUAAAAGACAAAAUGAGAGGAAGUUUAAGUGUGAGAGAGCUAUGCUUCGGCACGAAUGGAUCGCCUCGACCGGAAUGAUACCACGGCCUCACAGAAAACCGGCGUGAAAUAACCAGAGUUAUGUUUCGUCGUGUGAGUGAGGUUACCGGAGGCCCAAUCCUUCCCAUCCCCAAUCCCUAAAUUUCGAAAUCCCUAGUCCCCAAAGAGUCGGCAACGCACUCGUAACUCCCUGUUACGGGUGUCCAUGGGCGGCGCUGAUUGCUUACAAUCAGGUAAUCCGUCAGCUCGUUGGCCGACCAAAAUACAUAAAAAAGUAAUCUAAGUUGUACAUAGAAAUGUUUUCUUUUUCUAUAUUAAUUUCUGCCUCGCAUGGCACACUGAUGAAUGAACUGAGUGCCUAUUUUGUUUCAUAUUUGAUUAUAAUUACAUCUUUAUGUAUAAAAAUUUCGUGUCACGUGUUUGUCCGCGAUGGACUCCUAAACAACUAAACCGAUUUUAAAUUUGAUUUGCAUUCCGUGUGCAUUUUGAUCCAACUUGAAAGAUAGGAUAGCUUACAUUUCAAUUUAUAGUCAAAAUAUUUAUUUUAUUGCAAAUUAUUUGUCCAUGUGUAAUAAAAAUUGGUUGAAAAUUGUUUUGAUGUGUAAGAGAUUCUAGUUUCAAAUAAGUCACUCUUAUUUAUAGCGUGUUUUGCCAUCCAUUUAUUACAGAAUCUGUGACUCAGGCAACAGUUUGUUGCUUACAUGUUGCCCGACAAUCGCUCUACAGGACAACUAUAAGAGAUUCUACAUAUCCCAUUACAAUGUAGACCCCUAUCUCAUGUAGCUAGAUAAAACUAUAAUAGACCCCCAACUCAUAAAGUUUCAAAACUAUCAAAUAUCUCCACCAGUACAUUUUCAAUUUUAUGACAAAAUAAUAGAGUUGAAAAUCGAUCAUAAUAGUAAAGUUAUUCAUUUUCUUACGCUCCAACCAAAAUUUGAAGAGAACGUCAAUUUGUAUGUGCGUGUAGCGAUUCUUAAACAUACAUCGUCAAUAGAAAGUGACCUUUAUUUAUAUGGAAAAUAAGUACUAAAUGAAAUUAAAGUGUACUUUUUAAAAGAAAAUAUUCAGUAAGCCAUGAACUAAAGAGCUUAAAUGCUUUCUGAAGCAGACCUUCAAGAAACUAACGCACUCCUUAAAAGGCCGGCAACGCGCCUGUGACUCAUCUGGUGUUGCGGAAGUUCCGGCAGUUUGUUGGCCUAAAAAAACAGAGGUGACCAAUACCGCCCAAUUUUUAAUUUAAGAAAAUCUUUUAGCAACAAUCCGUGGUUCUUUUCACAGAAGGCAUUCACCUAAAAUUGACUCCCUAGUAACAACAUUCCUUUCAACCAAAAGUGGUAUAAUCAGAGAUUACGUUUAGCUGAACAAUUCAAUUGAAUUGUCUCCCGUUAACCAAAUUUGGCCUAAAAUUGUAAAAGAAGUGAAAAUAAAGUAGAAAUAUAAUUGAUAUGUAUUAAUUUAAAUUGGUAAUGAUAUUUAAAUAGUGU